AUGAGAUUAACAGGUCUCGCUUUCACUGCUCUGGACAACCCUCUACACAUUGUAACGGCAAGAAUAUUGGAAUACCUUCAUGGAGAUACGGUGUUGUUCUGGAAUAACGAGAGCGAAAAAUUAGAAAGAUACCAGCAGCAGUACUGGCAACCAGUAAUCGAUCAUGCUAACAAGGGUCUCGGCACAUCGUUCAAACCGUCUAAAAAUUUACUUGAUUCUGACGUGGUUUCCUCGAGGGAUUCACGCGUUGUGGAGAAAUGGCUCAAGUCAUACAAUCUGUGGGCGCUGAUUGGCAUGCAGUAUGCCGUUGAAUCGUUGAAAAGCGUACUGCUACCGUAUUCUGUAGUUACAUUUCAAAUGGGGGCCAAAGAAGCCAUUCACUGUGCCACACUAGAGCAAAGAACUCAAGCGGAAACUUGGGGAUCGGUUGAGUGGGCACAUGAAGUUGAACAAGAGGAUCUGACGUCACGUAUCGCCGCUGCUGCUCUAUUUGUGUAUUUUACUAGCAAUAAUAUUACAAAGACCACGUUAUAG
This is a messenger RNA of Angiostrongylus costaricensis, 534 nucleotides long. The record is from the annotation of a GenBank genome assembly. Lineage: Eukaryota; Metazoa; Nematoda; Chromadorea; Rhabditida; Metastrongylidae.